AUGCGCUUGCUGGAAGAAGCAUCUGCGUCGACUUUAGACUCGUCCAAAGAGUCAAUCAUCAGCGACUACACAAAGUACUGCUGGAUCACCGAGGAGGACUGGGCCCAAGGCUACGACGCGGACGCUUUCCCGGCAGCGUGUCUGAACUUGAUGAACACAUACUGUUACUACAGUGAGGGCAUGCCGUCUCCCACACCACUCACCCGCGCUCCCGCCGUCUGCACGCCGGACAGGAGUCAGUACACCCUCCAGCCAGCGCCGGACCCCGUCGUCACCCCGACCCCGCAUCAGCCAAAUCUCACCCCCGGAUGCAGCAACUUCCACAAAGUUGCCAGCGGCCAGUUCUGUGCCGAUGUUGCCAGUGAAUACGGCAUCGACCUGGAUGACUUCUACAAGUGGAACCCUGACGUGGGAUCGGACUGUCGCAACCUGCAGCUCGGCGUGUGGGUUUGUGUGGGGUACGACGAACGGCUGGUCCCCACCGUAACGCCGGCGGCUAGGGUUACAGGGAGAUGA
Colletotrichum chrysophilum is the source of this 516-nucleotide messenger RNA. RefSeq lists its product as uncharacterized. Lineage: Eukaryota; Fungi; Ascomycota; Sordariomycetes; Glomerellales; Glomerellaceae. The record is from RefSeq and is a predicted model, not a curated record. The coding region runs from base 1 to 516 and encodes 171 amino acids. The transcript is spliced from 2 exons.